CAUUGUCUUUUGGCAAUUAGAAUCUAGUUUUGCUUCUUAUAUUCAAAAUCUUCUAGGCUUUUUCUUUUAACAGUGCCAAUGAUCCAAGACGAAUCAUCUUCUGUAAUAUCAUCACCUCUCCAAGUUUUUUCCAUGAUGUCACUCUCGCCUAAGUUAGGAUCACCAUAUCCAUGGCUUAGAGAGUUAAAAUCUGAAGAAAGGGGUUUAUAUUUGAUCCAUUUAUUGCUCACUUGUGCUAAUCAUGUAGCUACUGGUAGCCUUGAAAAUGCAAAUAUUUCCCUUGAGCAAAUAUCCCAACUUGCUUCUCCUGAUGGUGAUACUAUGCAGCGAAUGGCUGCAUAUUUUACUGAGGCACUUGCUGACAGAAUCCUGAAAGGCUGGCCUGGUCUCCACAAGGCCCUCAAUUCCACAAAGAUAACUUUGGUUUCAGAAGAAGUCCUUGUUCGGAAACUGUUUUUUGAGAUGUUCCCCUUUUUGAAGGUGGCCUUUGUUCUUACCAACCAAGCUAUAAUCGAAGCAAUGGAAGGUGAGAAGAUGGUUCAUAUAAUUGAUCUCAAUGCAGCUGAACCCUCACAGUGGAUUGCACUUAUUCAAGCAUUGAGUGCAAGGCCAGAAGGGCCACCUCAUUUGAGAAUUACUGGGAUUCAUCAACAGAAAGAAGUCUUGGAUCAAAUGGCUCAUAGAUUGACUGAACAAGCUGAGAAAUUAGACAUUCCGUUCCAGUUUAAUCCCAUUGUUAGCAAAUUAGAGAAUCUUGACACUGAGAAAUUGCGUGUUAAAACAGGGGAGGCUCUGGCAAUCAGCUCUGUUCUCCAACUGCACUUGCUUUUGGCUUCUGAUGAUGAACUCCUUCGGAAGAAAUCACCAUUAGCAUCAAAGAAUUUGGAUGGAAUUCACUUGCAAAGAGCCCUUCAAUUGAACCAGAGCACUUUAGGAGAGUUGCUUGAAAAAGAUAUGGUUAAUGGAUGUAGCCCUAGCCCUGAUUCAGCCUCAUCCUCACCGCUAUGGUCAACUGCUUCAGUGAAGGCAGAUAGCUUUCUUAAUGCAUUGUGGGGUUUGUCACCUAAACUCAUGGUGGUAACAGAACAAGAUUCUAAUCAUAAUGGAUCUACUCUAAUGGAGAGGUUAUUAGAAUCUCUUUACUUCUAUGCAGCAUUGUUUGAUUGUUUGGAGUCUACCGUCUCAAAAGCAUCUUUGGAGAGACUUAAAGUGGAAAAGAUGCUGUUUGGAGAGGAAAUAAAGAACAUAAUAGCCUGUGAGGGAGCUGAGAGGAAGGAGAGACAUGAAAAGCUUGAGAAGUGGAUUCAAAGGCUUGAUUUGGCCAGCUUUGGAAACGUUCCUUUGAGUUACUAUGGCAUGUUGCAGGCGAGGAGAUUGCUGCAGGGUUAUAACUGUGAUGGGUAUAAAAUGAAGGAAGAGAAUGGAUGCGUAGUAAUUUGCUGGCAAGAUGGAUCACUGUUUUCAAUAUCAGCUUGGAGGUGUAGGAAGUAAACUAUGGCAACAUUUAAUUUCCUGGUAUCUAAGUUUUU
Molecule: messenger RNA, 1529 nt
Organism: Durio zibethinus
Lineage: Eukaryota; Viridiplantae; Streptophyta; Magnoliopsida; Malvales; Malvaceae
Source: RefSeq, a predicted model, not a curated record